UUUGUUUUCUAUCCCCCCCACCCCCGGAAUGGGAAAAUAAGAAUCUCCUUGGAUCGGAGUCCUCCGGGGUAGGGCGUGAAAGCCCCGGGGGCAGGAAGGGACGGAGAAGAGGGGCUUGCCCAGAGCAUGGAUAGGAAAGGAGCCGGGGCGCUCCAGGGCUCAGCGCGCACUGAGGAUCUGUGCCCGGGGCUGCAGCUGCGGAUGAGAAAGGCGCUGUCUGGCUAAUGAAGGCCACCUGGAUCAGGCUUCUGAAAAGAGCCAAGGGAGGAAGGCUGAAGAAUUCGGAUAUCUGUGGUUCGGCAGACUCCUACACCAGCCGUCCGUCCGAUUCAGAUGUUUCUUUGGAGGAAGAUCGGGAGGCAGUGCGCAGAGAAGCAGAGCGACAGGCCCAGGCCCAGUUGGAAAAGGCAAAGACAAAGCCCGUUGCAUUUGCUGUUCGGACAAAUGUCAGCUAUAGUGCAGCCCACGAAGAUGACGUUCCGGUGCCAGGCAUGGCCAUCUCCUUCGAAGCAAAAGAAUUUCUGCAUGUUAAGGAAAAAUUUAACAAUGACUGGUGGAUAGGACGAUUGGUGAAAGAAGGCUGUGAAAUCGGAUUCAUUCCAAGCCCGGUGAAACUAGAAAAUAUGAGGCUACAGCAUGAACAGAGAGCCAAGCAAGGGAAAUUCUACUCCAGUAAAUCAGGAGGAAAUUCAUCAUCCAGUUUGGGUGACAUAGUACCUAGUUCCAGAAAAUCUACACCGCCAUCAUCCGCUAUAGACAUAGAUGCUACUGGCUUAGAUGCAGAAGAAAAUGAUAUUCCAGCCAACCACCGCUCCCCUAAACCCAGUGCAAACAGUGUAACGUCACCCCACUCCAAAGAGAAAAGAAUGCCCUUCUUUAAGAAGACAGAGCACACUCCUCCUUAUGACGUGGUACCUUCUAUGCGACCAGUGGUCUUGGUGGGCCCUUCUCUGAAGGGGUAUGAGGUCACAGAUAUGAUGCAAAAAGCGUUGUUUGAUUUUUUAAAACACAGAUUUGAAGGGCGGAUAUCCAUCACAAGGGUCACGGCUGACAUCUCGCUCGCCAAGCGCUCAGUGUUAAACAAUCCCAGCAAGCAUGCCAUAAUAGAAAGAUCCAACACAAGGUCAAGCUUAGCGGAAGUUCAGAGUGAAAUCGAAAGGAUUUUUGAACUUGCAAGAACAUUGCAACUGGUAGUCCUUGAUGCGGAUACUAUUAAUCAUCCAGCUCAACUCAGUAAAACUUCUUUGGCCCCUAUUAUAGUAUAUGUAAAGAUUUCUUCUCCUAAGGUUUUACAAAGGUUAAUAAAAUCUCGAGGGAAAUCUCAAGCUAAACACCUCAAUGUCCAGAUGGUAGCAGCUGAUAAACUGGCUCAGUGUCCUCCGGAACUGUUUGACGUGAUCCUGGAUGAGAACCAGCUCGAGGAUGCUUGUGAGCACCUUGCUGACUAUCUGGAGGCGUACUGGAAGGCCACCCACCCUCCCAGCAGCCAUCUCCCCAACCCUCUCCUUAGUCGUACUUUAGCCACUUCAACUCUGCCCAGUAGCCCCACUCAAGCCUCUAAUUCACAGGCUCGUCACGGCGAUCAGAGGACUGAGCGCUCCAUUCCUGCCCGGGCUGCCUCCCAAGCUGAAGAUGAACCCUGCCCGGAACCCGUCAAGAAGCCCCAGCACCGGUCCUCCUCCGCCCAGCACCACAGCCAUCGCAGUGGGACGAGUCGAGGCCUCUCCAGGCAGGAGACAUUUGACUCGGAAACCCAGGAGAGUCGAGACUCUGCCUACGCGGAGCCGAAGGAAGAUUAUUCCCACGAACACGUGGACCACUAUGCCCCCCACCGAGACCAUAACCUCCGAGAUGAGCCCCACGGGAGCAGUGAGCACAGACACAGGGAGUCUCGGCACCGUUCCAGGGACCUGGAUCGAGAGCAGGACCACAACGAGUGCAACAAGCAACGGAGCCGGCAUAAAUCCAAGGAUCACUAUUGUGAUAAGGAUGGAGAAGGCAUCUCCAAAAAACGGAACGAGGCUGGGGAGUGGAACAGGGAUGUUUACAUCCGCCAGUGACUUUUGCCCGUUUGUGUUUCUUUUUUUUUUAAGUCUUGUAUACCACCACCCUCAGACUCAAUCUUUGGGGUCUACAUUGCAGUCAUGUGU
Neomonachus schauinslandi (Hawaiian monk seal) is the source of this 2150-nucleotide messenger RNA. It is a transcript of the gene CACNB2, whose product is annotated as calcium voltage-gated channel auxiliary subunit beta 2. Gene Ontology annotation, cellular component: voltage-gated calcium channel complex. The record is from RefSeq and is a predicted model, not a curated record. The transcript has 13 exons. Lineage: Eukaryota; Metazoa; Chordata; Mammalia; Carnivora; Phocidae. Gene Ontology annotation, biological process: calcium ion transmembrane transport; regulation of voltage-gated calcium channel activity; chemical synaptic transmission. Gene Ontology annotation, molecular function: protein binding; high voltage-gated calcium channel activity. The coding region runs from base 225 to 2060 and encodes 611 amino acids.